This is a messenger RNA of Scophthalmus maximus (turbot), 2813 nucleotides long. RefSeq names its product UDP-glucuronosyltransferase 2A1. Gene Ontology annotation, molecular function: UDP-glycosyltransferase activity. The record is from RefSeq and is a predicted model, not a curated record. Bases 950 to 2674 code for a protein of 574 amino acids. The transcript is spliced from 2 exons. NCBI's taxonomy places the organism in Eukaryota, Metazoa, Chordata, Actinopteri, Pleuronectiformes, Scophthalmidae.
CAAUAAUUUGACAAAGGUAAGAAAAUGAAAAGUUGGGUUACCAAUCACCCCAGGGGCCCACAAGACCUCCAUGGGCCCCAAAGUGCUUUCAAAAAAAGUGGGUCCUGGAUAAAUUUGCAAUCUCGUAGCCCUGUGUCAGAAUCUUCCUUUAAUCUUUCAAUUGAUUGUAUGUUCACAGAUUUUUUUAUGGCCCAAUAAAGAUGUGUAUCAUCAGGUGACCACAAACUAAUGGACAUUACCUGCAGGUAAUAUUUCAGUGAAGGAGAAUUGGUCUGGGUCUCUGCGUCAUCUAUCAACAGCAUAAAUUUGCACUGCAGCCUCCAAAUAAAAUACGAUCGGGUUUUAUAUAGGCAAAAUAAUCUGUGCGGUAGUCAUUAUCAAAAAAAACACACGCACACAUUUUGGGACUGCUCAAAAAUACAGACCUUUUGAAAAAAAUGUCAAAGACGAAAUUGAGAAAAUCCUGGAAACAGAUAUUCCUCAAUCUCGCUGUUAUUAUUCUUAUUGGACCUAUCACCUGAACACCCGCUUACCACAGACCUAGUGCCUAGUGACCUCAAACUUCCGCCUCUUUGCAUUCAAGGACAGUUUCUAACAAGGAUUACUAUUUCAUUUUAUGUUAGAAAAAAAUCUUUUUGCCGUUACAGUGUGGUUAUCAUGGCUCUCUGCUUUUAGGAAAUUGAAGUCACAUAUCCAUCACAGCAGCAAUUGUAUUAAAAAAAUGGCCUGGUUAAAUCAAUCUGUUCAGGUUAGUGCUAUUCAAAGAGCCAUUCAAAGUUGUGUGCACUGACUUGACACUAGAUGGCACAACACAACAGAUGAAUCGGUUCUACCAACAAAACACAACAGGAUGUGGCAAUCAUGAGCAGUGCAUUCAUUAUACAACAGGGCACUUAUCUGCACAACAAUACACCUGUUGUAAAGAAAUUGCGCAACAUAGCUGUGUUGCAUGUUAUGUGCUGGAUACUUUGAAGGACAGACAAAGUGCACUCAGCACUCAGUAGGUGAAGGGAAACAUUUGAGUUGGAUUUUCUAUCCUGUACCAGUGGAUUUGGGUCAGAGGAACUUCAACAUGAAGGCCCCUCCGUUAUCUCUACUCACCCUUACUCUACUGUUGAAUCAACUAUCCAGUGCAUCCGGGGGGAAAAUACUGGUGUUCCCAUUGGAUGGAAGCCACUGGGUAAACAUGAAAGUGCUCAUAGAGGAACUGCACGCCAAAGGCCAUGAGAUCAGUGUGAUUCGGGCGUCAGACAGCUGGUACAUUAGUGAAAAGUCUCCUUCCUACACCUCCAUCACACUUCCAAGCACAGGUGGCUUUGAAGAAAACUUUGAAGCCUUUUUGGCUCCACAGCUGCAGGUCCGGCUUCAGAGUAAGCCUACAUCUUUUUGGUCAUACUUUUGGAUGCAUGUUCAGCUGCAGCGGCUGGUCGUGGACCAGUUCUCUCAAUUCCACAAGAGAAUGAGUGAAAUAAUCAUUCCGAUAUUUGAAGAUGAGAAUCUGAUGCGUUCCCUACACGAUGCCAAAUAUGAUGUGGUUCUGACUGACCCUGGCAUUGGCGGAGGGGCCAUACUGGCACGCCGGCUCCAAGUUCCUCUUAUUUUCAAUGUCAGAUGGACCAUUCAAGGUGAAGCUCAUCUUCUCAUUGCUCCUUCGCCUCUGUCAUACAUUCCUUUUACUGCCACAGAGCUGACAGAUAAGAUGACUUUCCCCCAAAGAAUCAAGAAUGUUUUAAGUUAUAUCCUUGGGACAUACACACUAUCAAGGAUCACAGAACCUUACUACAAACCUUUGGUUAGGAAGUACUUUGGUCCCGAUGUGGAUUACUCAACAUUUUUCCUGGAUGCUGAUAUAUGGCUCAUGAGGAAUGAUUUUAUCUUUGAAUUUCCACGUCCUACAAUGCCAAAUAUAGUCUACAUGGGUGGAUUUCAGUGCAAGCCCCCAAAGCCGCUGCCCGAGGACCUGGAGCAGUUCGUCCAGAGCUCUGGAGAUCAUGGGGUCAUUAUAAUGACCUUAGGAACACUAGUCGGGAAGCUUCCCCAAGAUGUUGCAGAGGAGAUUGCUGCAGCCUUUGCUCAGCUGCCCCAGAAGGUUGUAUGGAGGUACAUGGGACAAAGGCCAGCCAGCCUGGGCAACAACACAUUACUGGUAGACUGGUUGCCACAGAAUGACCUUUUAGGGCAUCCCAAAACCAGAGUGUUUAUUUGUCAUGGAGGCACCAAUGGAGUUCAAGAAGCAAUUUACCACGGGGUUCCUAUUGUCGGACUUCCCUUAUUCUUUGAUCAGCCAGAUAACAUCUCCAGAAUCAGAGCAAAGGGAGGAGCUGUGGUCGUGGAUAUUGCGGUGCUCGAUAGGCACAUAUUUGCAGAUGCACUGAUGACAGUUCUGUACAAUUCCUCUUACAGGGAAAACAUGCAGAGACUCUCAAGACUUCACAGAGAUCAGCCCAUGAAACCACUGGACCGGGCAGUGUUUUGGAUAGAAUAUGUUAUUAGGCAUAAAGGAGCAAGACAUCUGCAGUCACCGUCCUACAAAAUGUCCUGGUUUGUUUACAACUCCGUGGAUGUCAUUGCUGCUUUGUUGACAGUUGUUGUGCUUAUAACAUUGACCUGCAUUUCAAUUGUAAGAUUACUGUGGAGAAUGAUUUUUGUUGGGAAAAAGGUUAAAAAUGAAUGAAUGCAUGAAUGAAUGAUGUGUGAAAUCCAAGCAUUUCCAGAUAUUAACCCAGAAAAUCUUUGUAUGCAGUGUUGGAAAUCAGUGUACAUUGGGACAUUUUUGUUCAUAAGGAUUAAUAAAAUAUCAUGAUUAAAGAGAA